Messenger RNA from Lemur catta (Ring-tailed lemur), 2185 nucleotides. It is a transcript of the gene MALL, whose product is annotated as mal, T cell differentiation protein like. NCBI's taxonomy places the organism in Eukaryota, Metazoa, Chordata, Mammalia, Primates, Lemuridae. The transcript is spliced from 4 exons. The coding region runs from base 255 to 716 and encodes 153 amino acids. The record is from RefSeq and is a predicted model, not a curated record. Gene Ontology annotation, biological process: myelination. Gene Ontology annotation, molecular function: structural constituent of myelin sheath. Gene Ontology annotation, cellular component: membrane.
GAGAGGUCUAGAAAGGGACUCUGCUCUCCUCCUGUCCCAGCCCUGUCCCCGCUGGCGGGACAGAGCCCGUCUGAUGCCGCUCAGGGGUUCAUGAGGAUCUGUUGGCUGCGGCGAGUGGAAGGACCUGCUCGGCUGGAACAUUUUUCCCCUCCCAGGCGACGUCCGAUGGGUGUGUCGGGCAGGAGGUGAUAUUUGACAGGCUGCGGGCGCGGGCGAGCUGCUGCGAGCCAGGGGCGCCGAGCAGGGCAGCGAGCAUGGCCUCCCGCGACCCGCCCGCCACCACCUACGCCCCUCCGGACGCCGCGCCCUCGGGGGUCGCUCUGUUCAUCACCAUCCCCUACGCCUUCUUCCUGCCGGAGCUGGUAUUCGGGUUCUGGGUCUGGGUCCUGGUCGCUGCCACCCAGGUCGCAAGCCCGCUGCUGCAAGGAUGGGUGAUAUAUGUCUCGCUCACCUCGUUCCUCAUCUCCUUGAUUCUCCUCUUGUCUUACGUGGUUGGAUUUUAUAAAAGAUUCGAGUCCUGGAGAGUUCUGGACAGCCUGUACCACGGGACCACUGCCAUCCUGUACAUGAGCGCCGCCGUCUUACAAGUGAAUGCCACGAUCAUUUCUGAAUCCGACAACCUGAGCCACUACUACAUCAACACCGCAGCCUCGUUCUUCGCCUUCCUCACCACGCUGAUGUACAUCCUCCAUGCCUUCAGCGUCUACUACCACUGACGCAGGGGGCCACACCCAGGGGGAGCGCCCUUCCAAAGCCCGGAUCAUCAGCCCCUCAAAGCAGCCUUCAGCAUUUGCCUUCUGAAUGACGAAUGGAAGAUCCACGGAGACAUCCGUGGGACUAACAGACCACCUUUGCAGGCUGAGUCUGAGCGAUGAUACCACACUCUGGCAUAUUUGUUUGGACAUUUUAAUUCACUAUGAUAAAUAUGAAAACAUCAUUAUUUUCUUUUGACCAUGCUAGCUCUUCUAGAAAACCCACCUCGAAGCCUUCGCCAUUGAGAGUCCCAGCCCCACUGUUGCCCCGUCUGUUUGGGGAUUUUGCCUCAGCGGUGGGGUUCCCUACAGUAGCUUCAGGGGAAUAGUCAGUCUGAUUUUCUUAAACUGGAAAAGGUGCUGUCGAGGCCUUCAGGUCCAAUGCAGCUGUGCACGCUCUGUUCCUCAGUUCUGCCUCCGCUGCGGAGCGGAGGUUCACGGUCCCCAGGGAAGUGGACAGGGACAAGCUAUCCUGCCCACCUCCCUCCCAUUUCUCCUCCCCUUUUCUCCCAAGCAUUGAGGUCCAAGGAAAAUCUGCAUAAAACCAGCUUUGAGGGUAGAUUUGUGGAGAAAAUAAGUGAUUGACUCUACAACUUCAUUAUGCAGUAAGACCUGGGGUGAGGGUGGGGGAGGGGGAGGGAAGAGCUUCUCCAGGAGUCAGGCGACUCGAGAACGGUGCGGCUGCAGUGCACCCUGCCAGGGCUCCAGGACCCCACCGCUCAAGGACUAGAAGCCUUGUCAUCCCUCAGAAAAGACCCUCAGGUGAAGGAGGCCGGAUUGUUACAUCCACAGAUUCUCCUGCCACAACCACAUGGGAGGAAAAAGCUGCUGCAUGGCCCCAGGGGGCAGGGAAAGGACCCCUGUCCCCGGGACUGUGCUCACCUGCGCACACUUACUCCUCUUGCAUCCGCUUAAGUGCCACUCGGCUCCAGGCCUUGGGGACCAGUGGUGGCCGCUGGGUGGGGCCAAGGCCCUCGGUUGGCCUCACAAGGACCUCAAAAGGCAUUUGCACUUUUGGCCCAUUCAUAAAGAAAAGCUGGCUGUGCACACAGAAAUGUCAAAUUGAGUGCUUGGUUUCGGAGUAAAUGCUUUUCAAAAGAGAGCUGUGCCCUUCUGCGUACCCAGGCGAGUAGCACACAGCCCUGUAAUUGCAGGUGCCUCUGUCGUUUGAUAUGAAAUAAAUUAUGACAUGAAACUGAUUCUGGGGCUUAUAGUUUUGUAUCAACUGUUUUCCACUCCUGGGGAUGGGGGACUCCAGAAGUCACAGAAGAGAACUGGCUUCACUAUCGUCUGCCGUUCACUUUUUAAUUGCCUCAAUGUCUUGGAAAGCCACCAUUUAUCUUUCAUUUUGUUGCUGGCAGCUGUCUGGGGUCAUCACUGUGUAAUAUUUACCAAGUAGCCACAUGCAAAUAAAAGUCAUUCAUAUGGUGAAA